Glarea lozoyensis ATCC 20868 is the source of this 1695-nucleotide messenger RNA. RefSeq names its product gaba permease. Gene Ontology annotation, biological process: transmembrane transport. The record is from RefSeq and is a predicted model, not a curated record. NCBI's taxonomy places the organism in Eukaryota, Fungi, Ascomycota, Leotiomycetes, Helotiales, Helotiaceae. Gene Ontology annotation, cellular component: membrane. The transcript is spliced from 3 exons. The coding region runs from base 1 to 1695 and encodes 564 amino acids. Gene Ontology annotation, molecular function: transmembrane transporter activity.
AUGGCAAACUCCACGGUUAUUGCGCAUACAGGAGCGAAUCCCCAUCCAGACAUGGAGAAAGUCGCCAGUCGACAUUCCGCUAUCAAUGGAUCCCCCGAAAUCCUCGCUGGAGAAGCAGAUGCUGAAUUACUCGCCAAGCUUGGAUACAAACAAGAGCUGAGGAGGAAUUUCACAAUGAUUGAGGUCUUCGGAAUCGCUUUCUCGAUUAUGGGACUCCUACCUUCGAUUGCAUCCACUCUUGCGUUUUCGAUUCCUGCAGGGCCGGUAGGCAUGGUUUGGGGUUGGUUCCUGGCGUCUGGGUGUAUCUUCGUUGUUGGCGUUGCGAUGGCGGAUCUUGGAAGUGCUAUGCCUACGAGUGGUGGACUGUAUUGGUGGACUCAUUACUUUGCGUCUCCAAAAACACGAAAUGCGCUCAGUUUUCUGGUUGGGUAUUCGAAUACGCUUGGCCUUGUUGGUGGAUUGUGUAGUAUUGAUUAUGGAUUUGCUCUCAUGUUUUGUUCUGUAAUUGUCAUCGCCCGAGACGGCGAGUGGACGCCCUCGAACGGUGUGGUUUAUGCGGUCUUCCUCGCUUGUGUCCUAUGCCAUGGAGUAUUGGCAUCAACACUUUCCAAAAUCAUGGGCAAGCUUCAAACCGUCUUCGUUGCUAUGAAUCUCAUCCUCAUUGCGGCAACAAUCAUCGCGCUCCCGGUCGGAAAGAGGUUAUCUAGCGAGAGGAACGAUGCACAGUAUAUUUUCACCAAAACCGAGAAUUUGACAACAUGGCCAACAGGCUGGGCCUUCAUGCUGAGUUGGUUGAGUCCUAUUUGGACGAUAGGAGCCUUCGAUAGUUGUGUCCACAUGAGUGAGGAGGCAGCUAACGCCGCAAAAGCUGUUCCGUAUGGAAUCAUGAUGUCAAUUGGCUCAUGUUGGAUUCUUGGAUUCAUCAUCAUGAUUGUCAUCGCAUCAUGCAUCAAUCCAGAUCUUGAAGCAGUACUGGGUUCCUCGUACGGUCAACCAAUGGCUCAAAUCUACUAUGAUGCUGUUGGGAAGCAAGGAACACUUGGUCUCAUGUCUCUUCUUUUCAUAGUCCAAUUUCUCAUGGGCCUUUCCAUCACGGUCGCAGCGUCGCGACAAACCUGGGCCUUUUCACGUGACGGCGCCCUUCCGUUCUCUGGAUUCUUCAGACCAAUUUCCAAGAGAUUCGGCUACAUUCCUCUUCGCUGUGUAUGGGGCUGCGUCUUUCUGGCCGCGGUUCUAGGUCUACUUUGCUUAAUUGCUCCUGCCGCCGCCUCAGCGCUCUUCUCUCUCGCAGUCGCCGGUAACAACGUCGCUUGGCUAACGCCGAUUCUUUGCCGCGUAGUUUGGGGGCAAAAGAAAUUUGUCCCCGGGCCAUUCUACACCGGUGAUCGAUUUUCAGUUCCUCUUGCAUGGUUUGCGGUCGUCUUCCUUGUCUUUGGAAUUUUCCUCGCCAUGUUCCCAGUGGGUGGACCCAAUCCGACGGCUGAGAGUAUGAAUUAUACUGUAGUCAUCAACAUGUUUGUGUGGGGUGGCGCGCUUGCCUAUUACUUUAUUGAUGCUAGGAAGUGGUUCACGGGUCCAAAGAUUACGGUUGAGGAUGUUCCUGCUGGUAUGCUUGCGGAUGGGAGUAUCGAAGGGGUAGAGACGGGUCAUGGAGAUAAAGUGCUGGUGGAUGAGAAGGGAAAGGAAUCUGUCUGA